Molecule: messenger RNA, 3013 nt
Organism: Xiphias gladius (swordfish)
Lineage: Eukaryota; Metazoa; Chordata; Actinopteri; Istiophoriformes; Xiphiidae
Gene: alg11
Product: ALG11 alpha-1,2-mannosyltransferase
Exons: 5
Coding region: 58-1548 (496 amino acids)
Biological process (GO): protein N-linked glycosylation
Cellular component (GO): endoplasmic reticulum membrane
Molecular function (GO): GDP-Man:Man(3)GlcNAc(2)-PP-Dol alpha-1,2-mannosyltransferase activity
Source: RefSeq, a predicted model, not a curated record
UAACAGGAGGAAAACGGAGGCGCAAAGCGUCAAGUUGAAAGGUGAUGUGUUGUCAAGAUGUCGGGCCAUGAUCAACUGGUCCAUUGCUUGUGUGAAUUAACGACGUUGCUGUGGAAGCUGCUGCUGCCCCUGGUGUUCCUGUGUGUGCUGCUGAUCGCCGUCCUGGUCCUGCUGGUGCUGGCGGUGCGGGUCUGGCUGCAGAGCAACAGGAAUAUUCGGCGGGCGAGAGACGGCCGUCCAACGGUGGCCUUCUUCCACCCCUACUGCAAUGCCGGUGGUGGAGGAGAGAGGGUGCUCUGGUGUGCCAUCAGGGCACUUCAGAACAGGUAUGCAGACAUCAACUUUGUGGUCUACACAGGGGACCUAGGUGUGACGGGUCAGCAGAUUCUGGAUGGAGCGCGACGUCGUUUCAACAUCGCCCUCCCGCGGCCGGUUCACUUUGUGUUCCUGAGGCACCGGCUGCUUGUGGAGCCCGGCCUGUUUCCUCACUUCACCCUGCUGGGACAGAGUGUGGGCUCCAUUUUCCUGGGGUGGGAGGCACUGACGGAGUUUGUCCCAGACCUUUAUAUCGACUCCAUGGGCUACGCCUUCACUCUGCCCCUGUUCCGUUACUUGGGAGGCUGCAGCGUGGGGAGCUAUGUUCACUACCCCACCAUCAGCACUGAAAUGCUGUCAGUAGUGAGAGAGAGGAACCCCAGGUUCAACAACCCAGACUACGUCUCUAACAGUCUGUUCCUAAGUGCCUUCAAGGUGGUCUACUACUGCCUGUUUGCCCUGCUCUACGGCAUGGCCGGCUCCUGCAGCGACCUCAUCAUGGUCAACUCCUCCUGGACCCUCAAUCAUAUCCUGUCACUGUGGCGCGCUCCUAACCGCACCAGCGUGGUCUACCCGCCGUGCGACGUCAGCGCCUUUGUGGAUAUCCCGCUGGAAGAGGACGGGGACAAGAAGUGCCACUCGAUCGUUUCCAUCGGGCAGUUCAGGCCGGAGAAGGACCACCGGCUGCAGAUCAGAGCUUUCAAGAAGGUGGUGGACAGGAGGGGGGCGGCUGCGGGGGGCAGGGAGGCACUGAAACUGGUUCUGAUUGGCGGAUGCAGGAACCAGGAGGAUGAGGAUAGGGUGCUCAUGUUGAGGGGGUUGUGCCAGGAGCUGGGUGUAGCUGACAAGGUGGAGUUUAAACUGAACAUACCAUUUGAGGAGCUGAAGAGAGAGAUGGAGGAGGCCACCAUCGGACUGCAUACCAUGUGGAACGAACACUUCGGGAUAGGCGUUGUGGAGUGUAUGGCAGCAGGAAAGGUCAUUCUGGCCCACAACUCUGGCGGCCCCAAGCUGGACAUCGUGGUACCCUUCGAGGGGGGCCAGACAGGCUUCCUGGCUGAUGACGAGGACAGUUACGCGGAGGCGGUGGAGAGGAUCCUGGCUCUGCCCUCUGCCAGCCGGCUGCAGCUCAGACGCAACGCCCGUCAGUCGGUGGCUCGCUUCUCAGAUCAGGAGUUUGAAGCCUGCUUCCUCGCUGCGAUGGAGCCUCUGAUGGGAACACUCGAGCGAUGAGAAGAGGACCCAUUCUUUAUGUGUUUGUGUGUGUAUAGUUAACGUGAUAUUUGACACCUUUUCUUUGAUGCCCUUAGGGCUGCAUUAACACUGUAGGACUGGUGACAAAAUCUGAUUAGAAGGGGUGCAAGGAUCACUCGCAUGCUCACACAAAGGGCUGUUGAAGUGACAUGCUGACAACAACACGUGCUGAGAUUGUGAAUACAGUUCUUGGGUCACCAAUCAAAGCACAGAGUAUCAGGAUUUGUCCGAAAAGCAGAACGGAGGCAGCAUACAUCGAAUUCAGAGAAACUCACAAUUCAAAAAUAUAUUAUUACCACAAACAAGUAAGGGAUGUUCUGAGGAAAUUAUUUUUUUCCUUUUUACUGAACUGAAAUCAAGGAUUUAAAUUAUUCUUAUUAAAGCUCUGUAUCAAAUAAAUGUAUUUUUAAGGUGAAUACAAAUCAUCCAGCUAUGGUAUAGCCUGUCGUUCUGUUAGUGUUGUAUUUGUAAAUACCAGAUUAUCCUGUGAAAUGAAUUAUACCUCUUACUGUGUUUUUACAGGAGAAAUUCCUUUGUCAGCAGUUCCACUUUGUAAAAAAUAGAUUAUAAAGAGAGAAUAUUUAAUAUAGUGAAAAAAUGGGAACAAAUUAGUCUUUUGGACAUUUAAAUAGUGUUUACAAGAGCUAGAAAAUCUCUACAAGCCCAAAAUGUGAAGUAUUUUUGAUACUGAUGAUGAAUGUAAUAAAAAUCUGAUAAGAGUUAAAGGUCGUUGCAUUCAUGUAACUGUUUAAAGAAAGACAGUGUAUCACUGUGCUUGUAAAUAAACUGUAAUCUGGAUUAGAGGAUCAAAAAUUACAGCCAAGAACUUUUCGUAUUCUGCUCCAUUUGAUUUGGCUCACAGUAGCAAAUGAUUAAAACCUGAUGUUGAAAUGAGCUGUGACACAGGGAGGUCAGUGAUCUGUCCAGAGGAACGAGACCAAAAACAGAUGAGCAGAGCUGGGACAAAGACCAGAACGGCUUCAUGGAAAAACACUUCUCUGAUUUUUAUUGCUUCAUGUAAGGCCGCUUGUUUUGUGUGUUGGUGGUGGCUCCAGUGACCUAACAUACCUAACAAGCCGGGUAUAGUCAUCAUCUUUUAAUGAAAACUGGAUUGCUGGUGACUCCAGUGAUGGAGAGCCCGCUGUGAGCCCCAGUUUGAUAGAAAAGAGUAAAAUCUGCAAUUACAUUUUAUUUAUUGAUUUACAACUGUGCUCCCUGGCAGCACAUUAAACAACAAAAUACUUUUUUUUUUUAAUGGCCUAAAGCUCCUUAAGAAGCUGCUGACUGAAUUUGAAUUUAACCUAUUGAUAAAAGUCACAUAUUAAAAACCCCUGAAAACUUAAUUCUUAAGUAUCAUUAAAUGUUGAAGACAAAAUAAGCAACAAACAAAGAUCAAUAGUGCUGAACAAAGGUUAAGUAAGAGCUAUUGCGUGAAAAAGUUAGA